AUGGGUGAUGUUCCGGUCCAACCAGCCCGUCCACCCCGGGAUGGACACUGGCGUCACAGGUCCCUGCUGCCCGCUGCCUCUCACAAGGAAAGUGGACCCACCAUGGGACCCGCUGCCCCUGUUGGCCACGCUCCAAGGCCCUGCAGAUGUUCUGGUGCCAGUGGGAGUCUCCCAACCCGUGUCCACCUGCUGAGCGGUGCAACCCUGGGGAUGUGGCUGUGCCUCCUGCUCCUGAUGGCUGCCUGCGUGCCCACCUCCACCUCCAGCCCUGGUAUCAAGGGCCGGGUGACCCGGAGUGCUCUGGAAUAUGGCCGGAGCUUUGGGCUGGAUCUGCUCCGCUCGCUGCUGCAGAAGGAGCACAAUGUGAACCUACAGGGCUCCUACCAGGCCCCAUUCCUGAGGAGACUCAACUACACCGUGCCUCAGAUCCACAUCCACGAGCUGCAGAUGAACGACUCCACCGUGGACUUUGCUGAGGAUGUGGGUGUGCAGCUGACAGUGCAGCGUGCCCGGAUCCAGCUCAGUGCCACCUGGCGAGCACAGCUGGGUGCUUGGCGGGACAGCGGCUCGCUGCGGCUGCGUAUCAGGGACCUGGCGGUGGCUGUGCUGCUGGGGCUGGGUGCUGAUGAGCAGGGCCAGCCCUCCAUGUGGGCUGCAGGCUGUGACGCCCGCGGCACCGACCUGCGUCUGGAGUUCCACCAGGGACAGAGCUGGCUGUACAACCUCCUGGUGCCGCUGCUCCAGAGAACCCUGAGGCAGCAGCUCAACAAGCAGCUCUGUGUCGAGAUCCAGAAGGGCAUUGGCAGGCUGCAGGACAGCCUGAAGAACGUGCAAGUGUCUGCUCAGCUCGACCCCUUUGCUGCCAUUGACCUCUCGUUGCUGGGACAGCCAGCGAUCACAAAGCAGCACGGGGACGUUGACCUCAAGGGAGAGUUCUUUGGGGUACGCGGGCGGUGGCAGAGCCCUUUCUCAGCACAGCCUGUGGAGCUGCCUGAGCUGCAGGAGCCCAUGCUGCUGGUGGCUGUCACCGAGUUUGUCGCCAACACUGCAGCCUUUGUGUAUUUCACAGCCGGAGCUCUGCGCAGGAACAUCACUGCUGAGAUGCUCCCACGGCGCUUCCCCCUGAAGCUGAACACAGAGAGCAUGGGGAGCUUCGCCCCGCAGCUGCAGCAGCACUUCCCCAGCCGCCCUGUGGAGCUGCACCUCUGGGCCCGCCGGCAGCCCCUGCUCUCCUGCCAUCCCAACGCCCUGCAUGGGGCUCUCUUCGGCUCUGCUGAGGCCUUCGUGGUGCUGCCCAAUGCCACCCGAGUCCCUGCCUUUCUGCUGAACAUUGAUGUCAAUGUGACAGGGAAGCCAACCAUUGCUGGGAACAGGCUGGGGGGCACAGUGGGGCUGAAGAGCCUCAGCGUGGUGCAGGUGAUGUCGUAUGUGGGCCCACUGCAGCUCUGCUAUCCCUGCAGAGCGGCUCCGUCCCGGCAUCCCGCUGCCCACCCCGCAUGGCAUCACCCUGCUGCACCCACGCCUGUCAUUGCACAAGGGCUUCGUGCUCAUCGCCACAGACCUGCACUACAAGCCUUGAGACCUGCAUCUGUGUGGGAAGACGCAGGCACUGUACGCUGUAUUGCAUCCCCAUCCCUGUCCCCAUCCCACUGGCAUCUCAUGCCCUCACAGCCUCGGCUGAGCACAACACCCAGCCCAGCAGGGGUUACCAGGAUGCCUCCGGCUAUGCUCCGUUGUCCUCGCAUUGGGGGCACAGCACGAGGACGGACACAGGAGCCCGAUCCCAGGGAGGAGAAGCAGAAGAGAUGA
Messenger RNA from Lagopus leucura (white-tailed ptarmigan), 1809 nucleotides. RefSeq names its product bactericidal permeability-increasing protein-like. NCBI's taxonomy places the organism in Eukaryota, Metazoa, Chordata, Aves, Galliformes, Phasianidae. Gene Ontology annotation, molecular function: lipopolysaccharide binding. Bases 1 to 1809 code for a protein of 602 amino acids. The transcript is spliced from 16 exons. The record is from RefSeq and is a predicted model, not a curated record. Gene Ontology annotation, biological process: defense response to Gram-negative bacterium; lipopolysaccharide-mediated signaling pathway; innate immune response.